UGGGGGCCAAGAAGGCAAAGAAAGAGCCUGAUCUUAGCACUCUCUGCUCACAUACCCGCUGGCGGGUCAAGGAAAGACACAUACACCAUCUACACACAGUUCUGUGGGUUUGCGCUGUGAUGGAAUCGAGUACAGGGAGUGGUUCAUGUGAGAAUGGCACUGGCGUGCUGGCACAGUUUGAACGAGCUCUGCGCCUUGUUGUACGUGAGAUCCACGUCGACGUCGCUACUUUCAAACGAAACGUAGAGCAGCGCCUGGAGGAGGCUUGUAAAGGUGCCAAACCCCUAGAGAACAUGGUUUCAAGGCUCCAGGAGGAAAACCAGCAGCUGAAGGAGAAGCUAGAGGCUCUUUCCCAAAUGGUAGACACACUACCUUGGAUAGUGAGCCAGUCAAGUUACCAUCCAAAUCCUGAUCUCCAAGUUCAAGCUCAGAUCCAAGCUGAGAGAUGUAGCCCAGGAACAGCAUCUUCCAUGGAGGAAGAAGAAACCUGUGAUCCAGCUGGAGUAUACUUACUCGGUGGAUCUGUGUGUGUGGACUCAGAGUCUACUUCCUCCAGGAGCUCCCCUUCUGCAUCCGUGGUCAGCACCAUUAACAUAGAUGCAAGUUAUGAGUCUAAUGUGUUAAGCAAAGAGGAAAAGGAGGUAGAAGAAGAAGAAGAAGAAGAAGAAGAAGAAGAAGAAGAAGAAGAAGUAGAAAAAGAAGAAGGUAAAGACCCCUUAACUUCAGCUGGACUGGAGAAUAAACCUGAAAAAGAACAAGAAGAAGUAGCAUCGCUGGUCAGUAAACAACAUGCACUCUCUGACUCUCUGACCAUCACAUCUUCUCAAAUACAUCCAAACACAGACCCUAGACCUGAAAGUCCUUUAGGAAGUGAAUACUCUGGAGUCUCUGGAUAUUCUGGAUACUCUGUAUCACAGGAUGUGAUGUCAUCAUUAUCCAGUCAGCAUGUGACAUCUGUGGCCAUGACUACAAGACAGCGUCCACUGACAGCUACGAGCAGAGCAAGAGAUCUGGUAGUUCAGAAGUCCAAGACUACAGAGACCCAGGAAAUGAAGUCAUCAAACAAUAGCCAAACCAUGUCCAUGGUUUUAAUGGAAACAACCCAGAAAUCUGGAGUUGCUGAAGGUUUUUCAUUAAGCCCUACGUCUCCAAGGCCUUGGAGGAUACAACGUAGCCCACCCUCCAUUCUUACCAAACUCAUACCACCACCGCCUCAAUUUAGCCAUUCAGCUAUUGAACUCUCCACACCAGAGCCAAACACAGAAUCCCAGCAUGAAUCUGAGGAGGGUCAGGAAGUUAUGACACCAGACAUCCAUAACUCUACAACUCAUCAGUUUCAUCAGUUGCCCCCUGAAAAAGUCUCACCAAAGACAGCUGCAGAAAUGUCUUCCUUUCAGAAUGAUAUUACUUUGGAGACACAGGAAUUGUCGUCGAUGCUCAGCAAUCUGGAAGCCACAGGAAAACCAAAUCUAAUGGCCAAUGCAGACACCAACCUAACGACUCCCAAAACCAUGCAAUUAACCAAUCAAAAUGCUGAUCUGCCUUUCAGCAAAUCAGCUUCAGAUACAGCUACAUCUGCAAAGAACCUUCAUGUGGCUCCUUUGGCUAUAUCAAAUAAUAUCAGUGCCACAAGGAAACCCUCAGGGUCUACUUUUAGAACUGAACGCUUACUGUCAUCACAAGUUCUCCGGUCAACGAUCAAUGUUCAAUCAAGCUUGGGAUCCAUGACAGAACCCCAGCAACCAGUCAGCAUUAUGAACAUACCUCUAAGCCCUAAAUCUCUCAGAUCAACCAACCAAAUUCCUGCUCCAUUUAAACUACCAUGUACACCCGAGGCAACUGAAUCGCCAUUUAAAGCUUUGACAGUUGGCAAAUCUUCAGAAUCCAGUGCAUCUCUAUACAACCACCAUGCAGCCCCAUUUUCAGUGGCAUCUCCAAUAUCUGCUUGUUCUACAGGACAUUUACAGCCCUCCCUCAGAGAUGAUCAUUCUCCAGCAACCAGUUCAAUUCAACAUGCAGAUCCACUUAGUACACCAACAACAAACCAACCUACGAGUGGUUCAACUGUUCCUGUGAGCCCCAAACCUCUGAGGUCAUCCAACCAAAGACCUACACCAUUCAAGUCUCCAUCUACACCAAUUCCGGCAAUCAGAUCACACCACAGAAUUGUCCACACGGAAAAAAUGUCAUCAACCAGCAGUCUUUACGAGAAACAAGCAAUUGUGAUUGAAUCUCAGGAACCUGUCCAAUCUGGAACAUCAAAUUUAAAUGUUCACAUGAGCCCCAAAUCUAAGGUUAAACCAAACAGGUUUAACCUAGAUGAGUGUUCUUCCACCAAACGGAACCCCACACCAUCUCCGACUACAAUGAAGAAACCGGUCUUAGCCGUACCAUCACCAGUGUCUGAUUACUUCUCUUGCCCAGACAAAAUAGAUUCACCUGACAGUAAUGGAGAUCAAGAGUCUUCCAGCAAAGUGACUCCUCACUCUCCUGUCCCCUCAUUCACACAAAAAAGCCCACAGCCUUGCAAAAGACUGACAAACCACAACCUUGCACAAAAUCACGAUAGCAGUCUUAUCAGUUCUCAGUCUGUUGUUCAUCUAAACUCUGCUGAGACAUCUAGUAUAACCUCAGAGAUCAACCAAACCCAAUAUCCAGUUCAGUUCCAACAGGAAAUGAGGUCAACAGGGGACAGUUUUUCCCAUCCUCAGCUGUCCAUUGGUUCUCUAAGCAGACGUGCAGAUUCGCCAUCUGGAAGUGAGUACUCUGGCUACUCAUCAGUGUAUUCAUCCGUGUCUCAGGAAGUGAGGUCUUCAGUAAACAGUCAGCAUGUGACUUCUGCCCAGCCUAUUGCAAACUCUAUAACUUGCAUGAGCCCUAGACGUCAAAGAAAACCAGCCAAUAACAACACAGAGAAGUUGUUUACGUCAUCACAGAUAGAGGCCUCCACAGAAUCACGAGAAGGGAAAUCACGUAGUCUGUCCCGUGUCUUCUCACAGCCUCAGCUCUCCAUAAGUUCUCUAGCUAGACGAGCAGAAUCACCUACUGAUAGUGAGUAUUCUGGAUACUCCUCAGUUUAUUCCUCAGUGUCACAGGAAGUGCGAUCAGUUGUAGAUACAUCCACAACCUCUGCAACGCCCCAAGCACCUGUCACUUCUAUGAUUCGUAUGAGCCCUAAGCCUGUCAGGAGAUCAGCCAAUCCCAGCUCUUCUCUCCCUAACCCUUCCCCUCCACUAAAGUCAAAAGUAUUUGGCCAAUCAACAUUGAGUAAUAAAUCAUAUCCCCCAAUGACUGAGCUUUCUACUACGUCUGGGAUGUCCCAGGAUGUGAAGUCGUCUCUCAGCAGUCAAUAUCCAGCCAUCUCAUCACCACAGCUGUCUGGUACACGCAAUAACCAAAUCCCACGAAGCCCCAAGUCCAUCAGCAGGUCUAGCAACAUUUCACAGCUUAACACUACACCACAUUUUAACCCAUCGUUUUUCAGCCAAUCAGCAUCUGACUCAACAGUUUCGAAACCAUCAACCAUCAUGGACCCUCCCAUCAAACCUGUGUCAGCAGUCAAGCCGUGGACCUCGAGCCAGAAGAUAACUACAAGUUCUCCUGGUUAUCCAGACAAGACUUCCAGCACGUUUUCUAAGCCAGCUCAUUUCUCUGAUUCCAAACCAGUCAAUGACAACUUCAUAAAGAAAUCUGACAGUGUAAAUGGUAAAGAGAGUUUGGCAGAAUCACAAACACUGCUGAGAAACUUCCAGAGCAAGCAGGCCUUGUUUCAGGGGAUGAAUUCUGAACCUAGCAGUGAUAAGAGCGUGGAGUUGAGACCUAAACUGAGACGAUCUCAGAGCUUCAGUACGUCCAGCGCCAGCGGCAUUAAACAGCUCCUGCUGGAGUGGUGCCGCUCCAAAACCAUCGGCUACCAGCACAUAGAUAUCCAUAACUUCUCCUCCAGCUGGUCUGAUGGAAUGGCCUUCUGUGCUUUGGUGCACUCCUUCUUCCCUAAUGAGUUUGACUACAAUGAGCUGAAUCCUGCACACCAUAAACAUAACCUCGAUUUAGCCUUCUCCACCGCUGAGGAGAAGGCAGACUGCAUUCGGCUGAUCGAGGUGGACGACAUGAUGGCGAUGGGGUCCAACCCUGACCCCAUGUGUGUGUUUACAUAUGUGCAGUCCCUUUAUAACCACCUCAGGAGAUUUGAGUGAUCGCUUCCUACACGAGGCAUCAUUUCUCUCCGUUCUCAUUAGGGUUACAGGCUUGUGUUUGUAUUUCUUAUUUGUUACUUCUGCCAUUUUGGAAAUAUUUUUGCUCAGUUAGGUACCAAGCAGGUUUGGUAAGGAGUACAAAAUAUGUCAGGGCAGAUCAUAUAACACAGAGUAUAACAGAACAUCACAGUGUGUUUUAUUCUUCUGAUAUCACAGCAGUCUGCUAAUAAUUACAAUUUAAAAUUUUUAUAAAGAACGACACAUCAUACUUUUUAACUGUUUAUUGUUAGAUUUAAUGUUUUUGAAAGUCCACGUAAGAAGUUCCUGUUAUCACUUACAGAUCCUCCUGAAAGUAUUGGAACAGCUAGGCCAAUUCUAUUAUUUUUGCUAUAUUUUGAAGACAUUUGGGUUUGAGAUAAAAAGAAGAAUAUGAGAUGAUAGAUCAGAAUUUCAGCUUUCAUUUCCUCAUAUUUACAUCUUAACCCACGGCACCUUUGGUGGCAGACCACCCAUUUUUAGGUGAGCAAAAGUAAAAACAGUCUUAAAGUAAAUUACAACCUGUGAUUACGCACAACCUGAUCCAUAUGUGGUUGUUAGCACACCAGUGGUUUCUUUCUUUUUCAGGACAUUCCAAAUUGUUGUAUUGGUUAUGCCCAAUGCUUGUGAAAUAGCUCUGAUUGAUUUUCCCUUUUUUCUCAGCUGCAAAAUGGCUUGCUUUUCGCUCAUAGACAGCUCUCUUGUCUUCAUGUUGGUUUAUCCUAUUUAACAACAAAUGCAGUCUUCACAGGUGAAACCUACGGCUCAAACCAAGAGCAGACAUUCAGAGCUAUUAAUUCUUUCAACAAUCAAUUUAACAGGGCACACCUAGGCAGCAAGAAACACCAGUCACAUGUUCCAAUAUUUUUUGACCACUUGAAAUAAUGUGUGGGUUCAAACAAAAGGUGCCAUGUUCCAAGUUCUUUAACACAUGUAGAUGUAAAUACGAGGAAAUGAAAGCUCAUGUUCUGAUCUGUCGUCUCAUGUUCAUCUUUUGAUCUCAAACCCAAAUGUCUUCAAUGUAUAACAAAAACAAUAGAAUUGGCCCUGCUGUUCUAAUACUUUUGAAGGGAGCUGUAUGUUUUAGCAGUUAUAAAUAGUUAUUCCCUCACCAGCCUUGCUUUUCUCUCUCUCGAAGACGAAAAAAAAAAAAAAAAACUACAUAAAGCAUAAAUUCCCCUGUGUGGAAAACUUACUUACAUUGUAGACUCCUUUCAUUAAUGUUAAUGAAAGGUCUCUUUAUGGAAAUAUUCACCAUAUUUAAAUAAUUAUACAUUUUUAUUUCUUAACAUACAUAGUUAAAGAAUAAUUAAUUUAUAUUAUUAGCAUUCGAUUAUGUAGAUUGUCCUCCAUACAAGUCCCUAUGUAAGUUGUUACUAUAGAAACGGUAACAUAUUAGAACAAGAGCGUUAAUAAUAACCUGUGAUUAGAAUUGUUGUUAUAGAAAACUAAUCAACACCUUUUGACCUUAUUCAAGAAUUCAACAACACUGUGGUAUAAAAGUAAACAGUCAUGUAUUCUAUGUAUACUUGUCUUUGUAAUAGCAAGUAAAUGUUACAUCAUUAGAGAUGAUAUUGAAUGUAUAUCUUAGGAAGAUACGUCUUGAAUGAUAUGUCCUCUUGUAUGAUGCCAGCAUGGAACAGCAUAGUGUGGCUUAGAUGAUAUUAUAGAGCUGGACUGAUGACAUAAUGCGUUAUAAAUCUUUGCCAAAUUAUUAAGUCUUAUCUGCUUUAUAACGUACUUUUUUUCCCACAUUAUAUGUGCUGUUCUGUAUAUUUGGACAAAGCAGCUUUAUAAAUGAGAUAAACACACAACUCGUGUGUCGUAACGUUGCAUUUGAUGUCACUUGAUUACAAUAGCACUGAUAGUGCUGAGCUUUGAACCAUCUUCGUGCCACCUAUGCUGUUUUAUGUUAACACUUUGACACUGGACAGAAUUGUGAGAAUGUGAUAAAGAGGGAGCCCCUGACAUGAAAAAAGGAAAGUGUGUGUGUGUGUGUGUAUUCGAGGGAGAGGUUCAUCACAUUGUGAGGAAGAGGGAAAUUAUCAGUGGCUACAGGGGUUUUUGAAGAAAGCCGUUCUGUGUGGAAAGACGUGUGUUAAGUGUUGCACCUGAAGACGUUGCAGCGAUUUCCUUUCGUCUUUGUUCUGAGGAGAAGACUGAGACUGAGGCAAGUCCAUUAGAUGACUGCUGUGAAUAAUAGGUUUGGUAGUAGAGAUGAGACAGAGGGGUUAGACUAGAUGUCUUAACUAUAACCAUAUAGGAUAUGGUGAAAAUAAAACACAUUUUAAAAAGUGGUAACUAUGUGUUUUAUGUCUUAGUAAGCAGUGUUCUGGGUAAAUCCUGGAAAUGUUGCUAUAAUCCAUUUUCAGAAAAACACAAGGAUGUUUAUUGUCUCACAACAGUGGAAACUUUAACUGCCUGAAUUAAACUUUUCAACAACAAUGUACAUGGUAACAUGUAUGUUAAAAAUAAACUUAUUGUUCAUGA
Ictalurus punctatus (channel catfish) is the source of this 6722-nucleotide messenger RNA. RefSeq lists its product as uncharacterized. Lineage: Eukaryota; Metazoa; Chordata; Actinopteri; Siluriformes; Ictaluridae. The transcript is spliced from 22 exons. Gene Ontology annotation, molecular function: protein binding. The record is from RefSeq and is a predicted model, not a curated record. Gene Ontology annotation, biological process: actin cytoskeleton organization. The coding region runs from base 120 to 4196 and encodes 1358 amino acids. Gene Ontology annotation, cellular component: filamentous actin; microtubule organizing center.